UAUAAAGAGCAUCAACGUGUGGCGAACUUCAUUGCUUCCCCUUCUUACUUAACUGGUAGCUCUUUCUCUUCUGGUUUUGGUUGGGUUGGUUUGGUAUAACAAUGGAAGGUAUCUCAGGGGGGUUGAAGAAGUAUUGGAGGAGAAGCAUAUGGGGAUACCAAAGACUGCAUGGGUUGGAAGGGCGUAAGAGAGAAACGGUUCAGCUUGGAGAGAACCGAAGAAGAAGGAGAUGGCGCAUAAAGAUCAAUCCCAAGAUGAAAAUCCGCAAAAUCUCUUCCCCGAAGAAGUUGGUGCUGUGGGUCAGAGACGCCUACAUGAGGAUGAUGCUGGGUCUCGCUAGCUCCACCGCUGCCUCUGCCGUCGGCUACGGCGCCGACUCCACCUCCACCAGAGGUGGCUUCGAGAGGGGCCCACCGCCGAAGGAGUACGACCAGAAGAUGAUCGUUCAUAUGUACAAGUCCUUGAUUAUGGCACAGGGACAGUUGCUACCCCGAGAUCCAACACCCAACCAUGUCACCACAAUGAAAUCAAUGAUUCCCUUCUUUUACGGAAAACAUUUUCCGGGAUGGUUUGCUGGGAUGGGAGUUGAAAUUUGAUGAGGGUGCAUGAAGCUUUAGCCAUUAACAUUUGGUGUCUUGACCCAAACGAGGAUCUACGGGGGAAUGUGCGGCCCAGGCCCAGGCCCAAUAAACAGUAAUGGUUUGAAAAGAAAAAAAAUGGCGACUUAGAAAUCAUCCGAUGCAGGUUGAUACCCAUGUCAGUCCAUGAAACAUGACAAUAUAAUUUUAAAUAUGUUAUU
Molecule: messenger RNA, 799 nt
Organism: Vigna umbellata (rice bean)
Lineage: Eukaryota; Viridiplantae; Streptophyta; Magnoliopsida; Fabales; Fabaceae
Source: RefSeq, a predicted model, not a curated record